UCCCGACUCUGAACACAACUGAACCUUUAUCAGAACAGCCUCUGGAUGCCUUUCCCAGCGAGAGAGAUCAGAUCUCGGACCUGUAGCUGAGGGCAACCCCUUUGAGAAGCGGAUGAAGAAACAAAUCUUACUACAUUUCCCAUACAGAGGACUAGUGAGCAAAGGAAAAAAGAGUAAAAGAAGAAAAUGGCCAAUUUUAUAUUACGGAAAGCCGAGCCCAAGGACGUGUCUGACAUACUGCGACUCAUAAAGGAACUGGCAAAAUUUGAGGAAAUGGAAAAUCAAGUUAUUCUCACUGAAAAAGAUCUCCUGGAGGACGGUUUCGGAGAUCAUCCCUUCUAUCACUGUAUAGUGGCUGAAGUGCCUAAACAGCACCAGAGCGCCGACGGUCAUGUGAUCGUUGGCUUUGCCAUGUAUUAUUUCACCUAUGACCCCUGGAUUGGAAAACUGCUCUACUUGGAGGACUUCUACGUCAUGAAGGAGUAUCGGGGUUUUGGAAUCGGUUCUGAAAUCCUGAAGAAACUGAGUGAGACGGCGGUGAGGACUCGGUGUAGUAGUAUGCACUUCAUCGUGGCGGAGUGGAACAAGCCCUCCAUCGACUUCUACAAGCGGCGCGGGGCGUCAGAUCUCUCUCUGGAGGAAGGGUGGAGGCUCUUCAAGAUCGACAAGCAGAACCUCCUCAAGAUGACCAGCGAGGAGUGAACCGACCGGAUGUGGUGUUUACUUUAGUCUAGGACUGACCUUCAAAUGGCAUUUUGAAGCAUUCAGCGUGUGAUUUUUACAUCCAAAACCCAUAAUUCUAAAUGGAAUUAUAUACCCAUAAUUCUAUAUGGAAUUAUAUACCCAUAAUUCUAUAUGGAAUUAUAUACCCAUAAUUAUAUAUGGAAUUAUAUACCUAUAAUUAUAUAUGUCA
Molecule: messenger RNA, 913 nt
Organism: Rhinichthys klamathensis goyatoka
Lineage: Eukaryota; Metazoa; Chordata; Actinopteri; Cypriniformes; Leuciscidae
Gene: sat1a.1
Product: spermidine/spermine N1-acetyltransferase 1a, duplicate 1
Exons: 6
Coding region: 187-702 (171 amino acids)
Molecular function (GO): N-acetyltransferase activity
Source: RefSeq, a predicted model, not a curated record